This is a messenger RNA of Scomber scombrus (Atlantic mackerel), 3932 nucleotides long. It is a transcript of the gene card14, whose product is annotated as caspase recruitment domain family, member 14. The coding region runs from base 517 to 3450 and encodes 977 amino acids. NCBI's taxonomy places the organism in Eukaryota, Metazoa, Chordata, Actinopteri, Scombriformes, Scombridae. The transcript has 20 exons. Gene Ontology annotation, molecular function: protein binding. The record is from RefSeq and is a predicted model, not a curated record. Gene Ontology annotation, biological process: regulation of apoptotic process.
ACAGCAUAGGCUGCCGUCGGACUCUGGUCAACAAACAUCUCAUAAAGAAUAGUGAGGCAGAGGUUUGUGAUGUGAUCUGGAGAGCAAACAAACGUGUGAAUGGAAAAGACGCAUGUGUGGCUCACUUGACUAAUGUUUUUUUGUCUGUGCGUGUGUGUGUGUGUAAUAUCAGAUUUUGUGUGUUGUGAGAGACUGUGUUUCAGCACCAGCCUCUGUUUAUACCAACACUCAGAGCUCUUUAUUGUGCUGCAUCGCAGAGGUCUUGUCUGACAGGUUUUCCUACACACCCACUCAUAAACACAUGCAUGCUUCUACACAAACGUGGGUGUGGCUUGGACUUUUUUAUAAUACUUUUCUAGUCAGACUGCUGUUUUGUUCCAGGAAUGAGCCGGUGACGAGUGUCUUUGCUGCUAAGGGUGUGUGUUUGCUCAGCUCACCCCAGCUGUGUCCAUCAUCCGUCCCAGCAGCAGCAGUAGGCUUUUUCACACACACACACACACACACAACACACUCAGGAUGGCGGGGGAGUGUGUUGCAGAGGGUCCGGACCUGAAGGAGAUGGGCGAGGAGGAACUAUGGGACUUGAUUAAUGACAACCGCCAUCGGAUCUGCCUGGGGGUGCGACCAUGCACCUUGAUCCCGUACCUGAGGCAGGCCAGGGUGCUCACCGAGAUGGAUGAGGACGAGAUCCUCUCCUGCCACAACCUCACCAACCGCAGCAUGAGAACCAGUUACAUGCUGGAUCUGCUGAGGACCCAGGGGAGAAAUGGUGCUGUGGCUUUGCUGGAAAGCCUGAUGAUCCACUACCCGACUCUGUACACGCAGGUCACUGGACGCAAGCCCAGCACUGAGCCUUCUAAAUUCAGCGGCCUGAUAAAGUAUUCAGAGUUGACGGAGUAUCUGGUCAGAGCAGUAACCGGGAUGCAGAAAGAGCUCCAGGAGGCACGUUGCGAGGCUGGCAGAAUGAAAGCACGCUGCACCACCCUGGAGUCAGAAAUCAGGCAGUUAAUGGAGCAGGAGGAGAAGUCCAGAUGUCUUCACUCUGAAAAUGAACACAUACGACGACACUUGUGUUCUCUGCAACGUGAAGUCACCAAGCUGAAGGAUGAGAAGUGUGACUUGUAUAUGCGCUACACAGCGGCCAUUGAGGAGAAAUCAGCUGUGAACAUGCGCCUCCAUGACCUCAACCUGCAGGUGUACCAGCUGCAAACUGAGCUGCAGAAAGCCUCGACGGAGAACGAGUACCAGAAGCGCCAGUCGAUCAGGUGUGCCUCAACUCCUGCCACACCGCAACUGCAAGACGAAGUCAGAAGUCUGCGCUGCCAGCUGGCAAAGGCAGAAAAGCUGAACCCAGCUUGUCAGGACAUUCUGGCCCAGGACCUGGCUGAGGCCAUAGGUAGCCAGGUGGAGCUUGCGGAACAGCUCAGGUGUUACAGAGGGGAAAAUGAGCAGCUGGUCAGAGAGAAACAAGAGCUCCUGGAUCAGAAGGAGUGCCUGAGCCUUCAGGUGAAGCAGCUGACCCUGGACUGUAAUCUGCACCAGCAGAAGAGCACCUUGAUCCAGAUCCAGAUGAGGGAGGUCCAGACAGAGAGAGACCUAGCGUACCUGUCCAGGGACGAAGCUCAGGCCAUGAUUGCUCGCAUCCUGGCUGAGAAGGACACCCUGAGGUCACAGCUGGUGGAGAUCCAGGAGAGGGUCUUCAACCUGCAAGGCAAACACAGCCCCAGAGAAGAACGACAGAGCUCUGAUGAGAGGGAGGACGGCUGGGAGAGCCGGAGGUCCAGCUGUGAAGAAUCCUCAUUCCCAAAUAGACGUAGACUGUGCCGCAUGGAUGCAAUCAAUCCCAUGACAUCUUGCAAUUCUGAGUAUGAAGAUACAGCAGCAAAUAGUAUCCGAUCCCGGAACGCAGAGCCCCCCAGUCCAGAGUCUAUCCGCAGAAGGGAGAAAGUUCUGUAUGCAGACAGCAGCCUGGAAACAGCAGAGACUGAUUCCAUACUGGAAGACUUUGUGUUCCUCCCCAGCGUGGGAAGUGAAGACAAACAGACACCAAGGCUUUCCUCUUCUAAAUGCACCAGCGCUGACAGAACUUCGGCCCCGCCCUUCCUAAUGCGUUCUCGCCCAAAAGCCAUUCGGGUCAACGGCCGCGUCCUCACCAUCUCCUUCCAGGGGGAGGCGCUCCUCAGCCAGCUAACAGUGCUGGGAGGCAAUAAGACCGGAGUGUUUGUGCACCAGGUGACAGAGGGGAGUGCUGCCAACACUGUUGGCAUCAGCCCUGGGGCACAAAUAGUGGAGGUGAAGUACCAGCAGAACAAGAAGGCUCUGAGGAUGGUGCUGGAGGAUUCCACUUUAGAGGAAGCUGUAUGGGCUCUCAGCCAGAUCACAGGACUCUGCCACCUCUCCCUCCGGCCCAAGCAAGAUGACUAUAAGCUGCUGCUGCAGCUGCUGCAGAACAAUGACACAUCAUCAGGAGACUCCUUCUACGUGCGCGUCAACAUGACCCUCCCUGCUGGCCCUAGCGGAACCCUGACUGUUUCCUGCAAUGACAUCCUGCAUGUGACCAACACACGACCUGCGGGAAUUGAGGACUCAUGGCACGCCAGCCAAGUGCACCCCUGUCAGCUUCUGGACCUCCAGAGUGGAACCGUACCCAACUAUUACAGGGCACAGGGACUUCUGAUUCGAGCAAUUGAAGAAAUGAGUUUUCAAAUAAAGAAAUCCAAAAAGGCUGGCCGUGUGGUGGCUCAGAAUCAACAGAAAGCAGUGAGGAUUGUCAGCACGGGGCGCCUUGGCAGGAACCGGCUGUGGGUCAGCGUGGAGGAUGAACAGACCAAGAGCCCUGAUUCAGGUGACGCAUCAGCACCCAGAAGCUGUGUAACCCUCAUGCCCUACUCUCUGGUCACCCCCCACUACCCACCCGUCUGUAGGCCCGUGCUGCUACUGCCCACCGUUCUGGGACGCAUGUUGGAUAAGAAGCUGGGAGGCUGGCAGGGCUUUCAGCUCUGUGAGCCUGAGGCUCUGAGCUCCAGUGAUCACGCCGCCCGACUGCAGAGGUCCGAGAUUCUGGAGGAGUGUGAUCAGGGAAGAAACUGCUACACCCUGCAGAGCGUCGAGAAAAUUGUGGCGAAGGGAAUUCAUUGUGUUCUGCCGCUGGGACUUGACUGCGUGCGUCGUCUGCACAGGGCAGACAUCUUCCCUAUCAUCAUCUUUAUCAGACAGUCUGCCCGCAGUGCUCGUAAGCUGAGGUCAAAGCUGCAGCGCCACGGCCAGUCAGAGGAGCAGCUGCUGGCGUGUUCAAGGAGCGAGGAGCCCCUGCUGGACAAGCUGCCGUGUCUGUAUCACAGCGUGGCUUCAGACUCUUGGUGUGACCAGACCUCCUUGCUGACCAGCCUGCGGACCAUCAUCUGGGAAGAGCAGAAGAAGAUCGUCUGGGUGGAGCCUGACCUGUGGUGAACGGCAAAAUAGAAAAGAAAAAAAUCUUAGAAAAUGCAGAAGAUAAAAAAUAAGAAGAAGAAUUUUUAUUUUAAAAAGGGAUUUUUGGUCAACAUGAUAAAACAAUGUAAUAUAUUGAUAAUAGUAUAAACAAACUUUACAAUUAUUUUUGUAAACACAUGUAUGUAUCUAUGAUACUCUUGAGUGACUAGGUGAAUGAAGGAAUCUCAUAAUGUGUUAUUUUCUUUUUUAACAGUGUAUUCAUUCUUUACUUCACCCAGAAACAUUUUUGGCGUUGUGUGUUGCCUCCCUUUUGGAGGCAUUUGUUUAAAACAAAUACAGGUGUAAGGUCAAAUGUAUACUUGACAUGAGGACAUUUACUAUGAGUAUGUACUGUAUCUCUACAAUAUGUUGUAGAUCAAUUGCUCCCACUGUGAGGGAUUUCCUUUUAUUGCUGUGGAUGUGCCAUAACCAUUUCAUGUACUUAAUUAGAAUACAGAAUG